CCCCGAGCGCAGAGCGGCGGCGGCGGGGCGCUGCCGGAGCCCGCUCGCCGGGCCAUGGCCAGCACCGGCUCCGCGCCCGGGGGCGCGGGCCCGGGCUCGGGCACGGCGCUGCCCACCCGCUUCCAGGAGACGGAGAAGCUGCUGUCGGCGACAGAGGGCCGGGAGGAGAAGGGCCUCCGCGGCUCCAAAUCCUUCACGGCCGCCUUGCCCGGCGAGACGGAGCGCAACGGGCACGGGCUCGGCUACAAGUCGGUGUCGGUCGGGCACCUGGAGGCGCCGCCGCUGUCGCCGUCCCGGCUGAGCCUGGGCAGAGCCUCGUCCACGGCCACCAGCACGGCGGCCCCGGAGCAGGGCCGCCCGCGGGACUACCUGGUGCUCGCCAUCUUCUCCUGCUUCUGCCCCGUCUGGCCCAUCAACAUCGUGGGCCUCGUCUUCUCCAUCAUGUCGAGGAACAGCGGGCAGCAAGGGGACACGGACGGCGCGCGGCGGCUGGGGCGCAUGGCCAGGCUGCUCAGCAUCGUCUCCAUCGUGCUGGGCACCAUCAUCAUCGUGCUCUACAUCUCACUCAGCGUCAGAGGUUCCUAGAAGACGUUUCAGCAUGCAAAUACCUUGAAGAGGAGGAAGACAACUUUCCUUUUGGGGUUUUUACUUUCAGCCUUGCAACAAAACAAAAAAUUGUCAGAGUGUAGGUGGGCAGCCCUAGUCGGGCUGCUCUGGAGCGCCGUCGGAAGGAACCGCAUGCUUCAGUUGAGUCUUGGGAAGGAGCCUGUGCGAGGGAUGGCAUCACAAUCACCCUGAGCAGGAAUGGGAGAGCCACGUGGAGAGGAGAAGGGGGAAAUCCACUACCUCAUUCCCCUCCAGCAGAACUCACUGGAGGAGCGGGGAGACAACUAAAGUGCAAGAGGAGGGGAGAGUCUCCAGAAGGAAGCUGGUUUUGGAAGGGAGAAUCCCAGGCGAGAAACGGGACGUUUCGAGGAGUCCUCCUGAGAAUUUUGGCACAAGUCACUGGAUUUUUGGGGGGUUGUUGGUUUUUAAAUCGUCAAAUUCUCUGUCUCUACAAAAAAAAAAAAAAAAAAAGAAAAAACAAAAAAAAAAACAACAAAACAAAGCUCAAACUGCCAUCAGGAGCUGAGAGCUGUUCCACGGAGGAGGAGGGAGAGCAGAGCUCUGCUCCGAACGGAACGCAGCCGCCGAAGCUGGAGGAUGUGGUGGGUGCUUUUGUAUUUUUGAUGAAAAAAAAAAAAAAAAAAGAGACAAUGACCAUUUGCAUGCCUUUGGGAAUGUUCUCCAUGUCUGUUCCUACGAGCUCUUUUAUCACUUAGGGCAGAUCUCAGAGCUGGCAGAGCAGGAUGUUGCUGCAUGAGAACCCCAGGCUCCUCCUCACCCCCAUCCCACGGUGGGCUUUUCAAUGGAAGGCAAAAUCAGGCGUUCCCUGUGGAUCCACACGUUUCUCUGUGCACCCAGAGGGAGGUUGGCACCCCUGGCACUGAGACAAGAGCCUGGUUAAUGCCCAGCAGCAGCACCAAGGCACGGAGAGCCCGUUCUACCCACUCCCACCCCAGUGCCACAGCAGCUCCAUCAUACAGAGCUUCAGCAAUCCAGCCCCCACCAACCACUGCCAGUGCUCAUCCCCCCAGACCUCUGGGGCUCCAGCUUAGGGCCUCCCAGGAGAUUUUCAGGAGCAUGAAGGAGCUUUAGACUCCAGUUUUAGCCUCCUGCCCCUCUCCUUGCACCCCUCACACAGCUCUUCUGCAGCUCUGAAAAUCUCCAGCAUCCCCGGAGCUGCCUGGGGUCAGUUCUGCAAGUCCUUGUGUUAUUUUUUAAUGUUUUGUAUUUAACCUAACAAGAAACCAGACUCUGCUCCUCCCACCCUAUCUGGUACCACAGGCCCUGCCAUGUCUUCCACAGCACACAGAUCCCCCAGCCCAUCCCUGUGGUUCCAAAUCCCCCCAGCCCUUCUCCCCCUCACCCCCCAUUGCUGUGGGGAUUUCCUGGGCUUGGCUCUCUACCCACCCACCCAGACUAUGCAAAGCUCCAUUGCCUGUUGUUUUAGUCAGGCUUUGUGACUCCUGGCCACGUCCAUUGGCUCCCUGAGUCUCUUUGAUCCAAACUUUGGGGACACACCACCAAGAGCUGCACUGCCCAGCCUUUCUGUGACCUAAAAGCACUGAGAAAUGUCCUUCAGGGCACUUCUGCUCCCUAACACCAAUCUCCUGAAAAACACCCCAAAUUUAGACCAAAUUCAAUGCUUGUCUACAUGGAGAAUCCACCAAAAGCAACCUCACAACAUGGAAAGUGCUUGGCACUGGCUCCUUCUCUGGGCUGAGUGGGCACAUGGGUUAGCACAGGGUAGGGGUGAGGUGUAAAUCCAUGCUGCACUUACUCUGUAGUAACUAAUAUGCAUCUCUUUGAAAAUUCUCCUGUCACCUUUUUGACUGCUCCUCUUCCAAGUGGUUUUUCCCUCCAGACAUUGCUGGGAUCCAGGGGGUGAGAAAGCCAAAUCCCCCAGACACGCUGUCAACAUUUUUCUCUCCACUAAAAGGGAUUCCAGGGACUCACAGCAAUAGCACAUCACUACAGCACUUUCUCGGGCUCCAUUCCCAUUCACCCCUUUGCCAGCACUCCAUCACAGCCUGCUGGCAUCUAAAAUGGACCAAAUCUGCAACUUUUCUUUUGCAAUUUAUCUUUUGUGAGUUCAGCAAGCAGGGAGUGCUGAGCAUUGCUGGGUGGGAGCUCCCUCCUCCAUCCUCUCUUCCAGGCACUGCAUCUUUUCCUCCUGAGCCCUUCAGAAACCCUCCCUUGGAUGUUCAAACUUUCAUCUUAUGGCUAUUGAAAUCCCAUCAAAUCCUCCAAAUUUUCCUUCUCUAACUCUUGGACCCAAAAGCUGCUUGCUGGGGAACACGUGGGGUUUUUUUUGGAGCUACAUAAAGGCAGUGCUGCCUGUCCCUGCAUCUCCUGCCCUCUGCCCUUGGAGCUGCUGGGAUUAGCUGAUGGGAAGAGCCCAGGAAGCUCCUCCUUGGGCAGGAAGGGCUCUUUUUCAGGGAAAAGUGCUGGAGGGAGUUCUAGGACAUGAGAGCGCCGAGCGUUUAUUAAGUAAGAAUUUAAAUGCUCUUUUAUCAUUAUAUAAAGCCUUUCAUCUAAAGUGCUUCUCUGCAUCCAAAGGAUUAAGCCCUGCCACCCCCCACGAGGUGAGUUCCCAUUACUGCUCUAAUUGCAGGGAUGGCAAAUGCUCAGGCACUGAGCAGCUCCCAGAUCAACCCCCUUUUCUUCCUCCUCCUUAACACAACCAAGUAUGAGCACGGAUUUCCUUGGAAUCUGUUUUUUUUUCAGUGGGAUCUAGACAAACUAUACCCCAAAAAUGGGAUUCCUGCAGGAAGGAGGGGGCUUGGUGAGGCAGCUGCCAGGAGAAGUCCCAGCCAGGGCAGCACAGAGCAGUGGAUUCCCCUGGAUGCAGGAGAAGGAAGAAGAUUUCCCCAAAAACCCCAGGGUGAUGAUUUGUUUGUGCCUCCUGUCUCAUUGUGAUGAGCUCAGGUGAUGCUUUUCACCUAUUAUAACAAAAGAGAAGAACAAAGACAUUUGAAUCCCUUUCAUUCUAAAAUCUCCCUGAAUAGAUACAAUUGUACUGCACCCUGAAACUCAGCUUUUUUUCCUUAUCCUGCAUUUAAAUCCAGAGGAAUCCUCUGCAGUUAUCCCUGACAAAAUAUUUUCUCUGUUUGUAACCUGCCUCUCCAGUGCUGGAGAAAUAAACUCUCCAGGGACAUUCAGAAAGUUCCUUCUCCCUGCUCCCCUCAUCAACUUCAUUCUGCAGCCUGUUCUGCAAAGAUUUUACCACUUUGCUCUCCCCACGGGUUUAUCCCAGCUCAGCUCCCUCUUUGGCUUUUUCUGGGGGUGGAAUUUGUUGGUAUUUGUGAAGGAGGAGGUUGCAGAGCCCCCAGCCCUCACCUGUGCUGUGUUACAGGGAGGUUGAUGAUGGCAGAACUCCACCCUGAGACCACCAGGCACAGUCACCCCUUUGGCUGCAUCCACCAGGAGCUCACCUUCACUUGGCUUGUAGCACACCACAGAAACUGUGCCAGGAGCCCUUUCCUCUCCAUCCCCACCCAGCAGCCCAGUUUCUGAUCCCCCAGCUCUGUGCCACCUGCUGCAGCCUCCUCUGAGCACACAGCUCAGAAUUCUCUGUGCUGGCAACUAAAACUGUCACAGAACCCUCGGGCUCUGGCCAACUUCUCCCCCCUGGAGAAGGAAAGGUGAGAGCAGGGUGACAAUCCAGCCCUACCUGACAGGGGAGCUCAGCUGGUAGGAGGAGAGCUCAUCAAGGGAUGGAGAAGGUGGGAAAUGUGUCUAAAAGUGAGCUGGAGUGGGAGUUAGGCUCGACAAGUGUGAGGUCCUGGUGCGAUGUAAAUACAUGGAAGGAGCCUUGGAUUAGAGCCCAGGGCUGGUGGCACCUCUGGCCCUGCUGUCCCUGGGCUCCUCUGCCAGGACCUGGGGCAGAGCUGGGCUCUGUGGGGUGCCACAGAAGGGCUGCUGGCUGCUUCAGCUGGAUUGAAGCUUUCAGCUGAACCAGCAGCAAACCUGGCUGGGUUUUGCAGCAGCUCCUCGUGGGAUGAGGAGGGUCAGGGAAGGUCUGGCCUGGGUCAGUGGGUCACUGCAGACACCAGGGGACCAGGGCACCACCAGAGGAAAGAAAAGCCACCCAAGGGUUUCAAAGUGUGCUCUGUGAGGGAUGGGUUUGCUUUUUCUGGCUGGUGUUCCACCCUGUUCCAGUUCACUCCUCUCUCUGCUGGUUUUACCCCUCAGCAUUCCCAGCCCGGAGCAUCCCUGAGCCCACAGCUCCUCCCUCCCUCCCUCUGCCUCUCCUCAAACCCUGCACUGAGCUCUGGGCUCUGCUGGAAGGGGUUACAGAGCCAGGGAACCUCUGGCCCAGCUCCCUGCAGUGCUGCCCAAAUUCCCUGCACAGAUUUCUCCAUGUAGACAAGGGGAGCAGAUCCUGCCUUUUAUACAAAAUGAAAUCUCUGUUUCCCUUCCCUCUGAGCCCAGGAGAGGCUGCAGAAAGGCACCCACUGGGCUGGCCCCACCCUUGCCCUGUGACUCCUCACAGAGCCACAGCCAGGGCUGCACUGUCAAGCUGAAAUAAUUCAGAUUUAAGCUCUUUUUCCUUUCAGUAUACAGCCUUUAACUUUGGCAAAAACCAGUUAGGUUUGGACUGAAAAACUCCCCUGCUUGGGCACAAGCCAAGGGAGUGGUGGGGGGAGGGAAGCAGCCUUUUCAAAGGGAGAAUAUUUGUAAAGCAUUUGCUGACACCAGUAGGUAGCAAAAUUCCAACCUAUAAAUACCCAUCCAGGAUAAGAAACAUCAGAAAGGGAACAUGUGCAGGAUUCACCAAGGCAACCCUGGCACCACCUGGGAGCCCUUGUUGGGAAGUGCCAGGACCUGAUCCCUGGCAUGGAAGUGCAGGGUCCAUCCCCCCACUGGGAGAGCCACAGCUCACACACAGCAUGAACACACCAGGAAUUGCAGCUGGGUGCUUCUCUUUGCUGACAAAUGUUUCUUUUUCUGCAGGAUGGUAUGGUAUAUCUUAUAUACUUUCUUUGUAUUUCUUGGCAUGAGAAAAAAAAAAAUUAAAAUGUAACAUGCAUGGUCAAAGCUGAACUGGUUUCUUCUGUCUAAAUGAGAAAAAAAAAAUUAUCCAAGUUACUCAUUCAGCAAUUGCUUCACACUCUGAGAGCAACCAGUUGGUAUUUUGGGUGCAGUGGGUUGCAAAUAAUAUGUACAGGCAAAGAGUAGAGAAAACAGCACAAGUCAGAGCAGGGAGAGGUGCAGACAGAGCAGCCUGGUGCUGGUUUUAACCAAAAACUCUUCCCAGGAGUUUUUCCAACCAGAGUGGAAAGCUGCUGCCUGCCACACCCAGCUGGGGUCACCACAGGGUUUGUUGUGUCCAUGGUCAGCCAGGCUGAUCCCCACAGAAGCUGAGGGGCACAAUCCCUCAUUCAGCUGGGCCCAGCUCUCCUCUC
Oenanthe melanoleuca is the source of this 6011-nucleotide messenger RNA. It is a transcript of the gene TRARG1, whose product is annotated as trafficking regulator of GLUT4 (SLC2A4) 1. The transcript has 3 exons. The record is from RefSeq and is a predicted model, not a curated record. Lineage: Eukaryota; Metazoa; Chordata; Aves; Passeriformes; Muscicapidae. Gene Ontology annotation, cellular component: membrane. The coding region runs from base 55 to 585 and encodes 176 amino acids.